Molecule: messenger RNA, 606 nt
Organism: Thyridium curvatum
Lineage: Eukaryota; Fungi; Ascomycota; Sordariomycetes; Thyridiales; Thyridiaceae
Exons: 3
Coding region: 1-606 (201 amino acids)
Cellular component (GO): endoplasmic reticulum
Source: RefSeq, a predicted model, not a curated record
AUGGCGCCCCCAAAGAACUCGUGGAAGGACUGGGUCUGGCUGGGCUGGUUCGCCAUGCAGGUCCCCGUCAUCCUCUCUACACAGACACAGGAACUGACCGGCGUUACGGCCACGGCAGGCGUCGACAUGGUCGACAAGUACCCGGGCUUCCUGAUCGCGGAGCCGGGCGCGCCGCUGCACUUCCUGCACCGCUUCCGCGCGUGGUACAUCGCCACCUACAACGACCCGCUGAUGCAGUGGGCACCGGAGGGUGCCGGCGACGGCGGCCACAGCUGGAUCCCGCUCUUCUUCUGGCUCGAGCUGCUCUUCCUGCUGCCCGUCACCUUGUACGGCAUCCGCGAGCUCGGGGUCCGGCGCCGGGGCACGCGGGGCCAGACGGAGCUGUUGUUCGUCGUGUACGCGCUCGAGGUCGCGUUCACGACGCUCGUCGUCAUCAACGACGUGUCGUACUGGGACCCCGAGGUGUACUCCGACGAGCAAAAGAAUGUGUUCCGGUUCCAGCUCUACGGGCCUUACUUUGUCCUGCCUGUCAUCAUGGCCGCCGACAUGUACUCGAGGCUGCUGCAACGUUUUGGAGCUGCUGACGCUGUGAAAAAGACGCAGUAA